UCUAUUGCCGCGACCCGAAUUUCGGGUGGUGAGAUGAUUUUCCCAGGAAAAUUCAAUGUUCACUGAAUUUUCAAACAAUUUCCUGAUUUUCUAAAUAAAUAAUCCGCAUUUUUAGGUUAAAAUGCAAGGAAUGGUGUCCCCCAACUUGGAAUUAUGUUGGUUUUUCUCAUAAGACCAUGUUCAAAGUAUUUAAAAGCUUAAAAGCCAGAAAUGGGGGAAGUCAUUCCUCCUUAAAUUCUAAUAUGGUCACAAUGAACGCAGACAAGGCUGCCAUCAAACGUAAGCCAGACCCUUCCACCUCAAGUUGCAGCAUUCAGUCUGCAAAUGAAGAAAUUCCCUCUUUACAACAGUCUUACAUUACUGAUGAGUCUCCCAACCUUUUGCUAUACAAAAGGAUGGAGAAAAUUAUCGAAAAAAUGCAGGAUGAGACUAGCGGAGUGCCCGUACGCACAGUGAAGUCCUUCAUGUCUAAAAUACCGUCAGUUUUCACUGGAUCCGACCUAAUAACGUGGAUGGUGAAGAACUUAGAUGUCGAAGACCAGCAAGAAGCCCUGCAUUUAGCUCAUCUAAUAGCUGCCCACGGUUAUUUUUUUCCAAUUGAUGAUCACAUGCUUACGGUGCGGAAUGAUGGCACUUUUUAUAGAUUCCAGACUCCUUAUUUUUGGCCGUCCAACUGCUGGGAACCAGAAAACACAGAUUACGCUGUGUAUCUCUGCAAAAGAACAAUGCAAAAUAAAACCAGGCUAGAAUUGGCCGAUUAUGAAGCUGAAAACUUGGCGCGACUUCAGAAAAUGUUUUCAAGGAAAUGGGAAUUCAUUUUCAUGCAGGCCGAAGCUCAAAGUAAAGUGGAUAAGAAGCGAGAUAAGUUGGAACGGAAGGUUUUAGACAGUCAGGAAAGAGCGUUCUGGGACGUUCACAGACCAAUGCCUGGAUGUGUAAAUACUACUGAAGUCGAUAUCAAGAAAGCUUGCCAGAUGAACAAGCCCAGCAAGGGGCUGAAAAAGUUGGAAAUCGGGCCUCCCAAAUUGUCGCCUUCUACAUCAGGCUUGCAUCCCAAAGUAACAGUGGAAUCCCUGCACAAGCAAAUCACUCUAUUGAAAACCCAACUAGAGAGACGGAAUAUUAAAGUGUCCAAAGCCGCUGAAACAUUCAUUGCCUAUUUCGAACAAUAUAUAGAAUAUGACCCAUUUUUCACACCUCCUGAGUAUACAAAUCCUUGGGUAUAUGAUAACACAGAGUUAUGGGAACCAGAUAAAAUGGCAAAUAACAUAUCAUCGCGUCGUGUAAAGAGAUGGGCGUUUAGCUUGCAGGAAUUGCUGGCUGACCCGAUGGGUAGAGAACAUUUUGAGCGGUUUUUGGACAAAGAAUUUAGUGGAGAAAAUUUAAAGUUUUGGGAGGCAGUUCAAGAGCUGAAAGCGCUGCCACAAAGCCAAGUGCAAAGCAAAGUCAGAGAAAUCUGGGACUAUUUUUUAGCAUCGGAUGCCAAGUGCCCCAUAAAUGUGGACUCCCAUUCUUACGAAAUAACUAAAAAGAACAUGGAAACAGCUGAUAAUAGAUGGUCCUUUGACAAUGCCGCCGCUCAUGUUUAUCAUCUUAUGAAAAGUGAUAGCUACUCCAGGUAUCUACGCUCGGAAAUGUAUAAGGACUUUCUCAAUGGGUCUAAGAAAAAGACAUCUGUUAAAGGAAUUCGCUCAAUAGUAUCAUUUUCAGCUCGUAAAGAUAAUGUAAUAUAGAUAAAGAUGUUCAUAUAUAAUCAAAUGAACUCGUUAGAAAAAAAUGAGUUAAAACGAUCGACAAUACAAUAUUUUUGCCUCCAUCGGCAGCUUUUAAAAACCCUUUUGUUGUGACUUCAAAAUAGAAACCAUCAUAUUGUGUGAUGGCAUUUUGGAAUACUUCGGUCACAACAAUGGAUCUUUUUUGCGUGAUAAUUGAGGGUAUUAUAGUGACUCAGUAUUAUUUUAAAAUUAACUCUCGAGCUCCUCAAUAAUAUAAAAAAGAGUAUUAGUUAGAACCAUGUUGGAUUCAGUAAUUGCGUUGGUUCAUUUUCUUGCCAAAGGUUUAAUGUUUAGGGUAGUUAGCGACGCAUGUACAAACAUUAUGUGUUGUAUGUUAGCAAAUAUAACCGAAAAUAAAACCUGUUGAAUAUAAAUACUGCGUCACUGUAACGAUGAGUUCUUUUCAAUGCAGUGUCAGUUUUUAUUAGCACUGCCAAAAGAAAGAAAAAAACGGGUGUAUGCGGAAUAUAUACAGGUUAUUAUAACGGGUAGGUUCCAUAUAAAGAUUUAAUGACAUAGAUUAGCUUAUUCUAGCGUUAUAUUACAAGAAAAGGCACAAACACGUAUGGGGUUUUUAGUAAUUCAACGCCCAAUUUUUCUGUCUAUACGUUUUGAGCAAUAACGGUUGGGAUUAUUUUUGUUUCAUGGGUAACGGGUAUUUUUUUUCGAUUAGAUUAAAAUCGGUACGACAUUUGCUAUAAUUGGUCAAAGAUGCCUGUUAUGUCUUUGGGUUAUUCAAAAAUAUUGUUUUAUAUUCUGCCGCAAUCGAUUAACCGAUCACGGUCAUCAACUUACAAUUACGUAAAUUGUUUAUUUCAAUAAUGAAAGCGCCGUUUUAGAUUAUUAACAAAAUUUUCCGACAUUUUUGCAACAAAUAAUUGUUUUCGUUGAUAUUAAAUGUGUAUUCGUCUGCCAAAGAUUCGAUUUCUGCAAAAAACUUGGCCAACAUCAACGCUCUCCACUGGCACUGCAACCAGCGACUAUUGCCUGUUUGAUCAUAAAUUGUACAAAUUUCCCUAAUGUUUAGUCUUCAGUUUCAAAGCCUUUAGGAGAUUUAUCCUUUUUCUGGUUGGUUUGUUCAUCCGUUACGGUUAAAACUAAGAUUUACUUUAGGGCUUGUGGGGUACACUUUACUUUGCUAGGAGCGCCAGUUUAAAUUUGAGUUUCUAAAUAUGUAUGUCUAAUAAUAAAGGCAUAAUCUCGAGAAGGCAAUAAUCCCUUUUAUUAUUUUUUUGGUUUGUGACUAGCCGGCGUACAUAUCAUUAAUAACGGUAUAUGAAUGUUUUUUCGUCACAUGUUAGUCAAAGGUCUUAAUUUCUGAACAUUAGUAUUCAAUUGGACAUGGGCUGUUGUAAGAUCUCUCAAUUUGGUUGUUUUUCUUUGUGUUAAAGGGACUGAAUGAGCACACAAUUCAUGUAGAAUGGAAGUAUGGAUUGUAUUUUGUUGAUUCAAAUAGCGUGCCUUUAGGAAUAAAAAUCUUCCAUUAGUUGUUUUAUUAUAUACAUUUGUAUUAUUUGUGGACUCAUAGCUUUUGCUAUUAUGUAGUGUUAAUAUAGGGUCAUAAAGCUUUGGGCUUUUUAGUAAUAUUUUUUAGUAAGUCAUCUUCACACGACAUGUAUUGGAAUCGUUUUCAUAAUGGAGCACUGAAUUUUUUAAAUUUAUCUAGUCAAAUUUUCAAUGGAUUACGUAAUGUAAGCCAGCUAACUCAUUGAAAAAUAUUACUUUUAAAUUAAGGGGCUUUUUAAUUUGGCCUUUAUUCACGCACUAAAAAUAUGCUUUAAAACUGUAUAUGCUAUAAAGAAGUGAUAAAGCUGCCUAUAUAUACAUACAUAUGUUGUAGCCAAGUUGAUAUUAAUUAUACAGUGUUGUAAAAUUUGUAAAUAUUGUUCACUGGCUUUAAGCUUUGUGUAUAAUCAUAUAUGUGCCCUUAUCAACUUCACCGAUUAUUUAUUAAACAGCUGUUUUUUCACUGCAUAACAGCACUAGAGUUACCAAUAGUGAAAAUAAUUUGAGGCACUGUGUAGGGAGAUGUAGAUGUUAUAGUGGGCGUUAUGCAUUAUUUCAGCAAUAAACAGGAUGGUCAUGAAUUCUUGACAAACUUUACUAUCAUAUGCUUGAAAGCGCAUCUUUCGACAUAUCAAAAAAAAUCUUGUAAGUGAUACAAUUCGUCGAGCUUUUUUUAGUUGCAAUAAUUACAUCGGCAUCAGAUGCUGAUUGGGGCUUAAAAAACAUUUAAUCGAGUUGUUUGCUCUUUUCUUAUACUCUUGUUAAGAUACCGUUAUCUAACAAUGGCAUUGUACAAACCUGAUAAAAAAUUCGUAACCAUCUGAUAUGGUUUUGCUCGGUGUUGUGUGUUAUGCACUCGACUCGAAACAUUAAAAGUAUGCACUAAUGACACAUACAGUAAAAAAUAAAAAUGAUUUUGCUGUUUCGCAACACUACGUAGAAUAUCGAUGCGGCUUUUUACGAUUCUUCUCCAUGGUAGUUGUCUGGUUAUAUGACAGGAUUUGCCGGCCUUUUAAAGUUGACGACGUUUUGCCAUAUUUUUAAUAUCAUAAUAUCGCAUGUGAAUGAUUGUCCUGAGGAUGACUACGCAGAUAUAACGAAACGUUGUCAGUUGUAAAAAACCGGGUUUGGGUUUACGCCUAUCGAAAUCCCUUUGUAUGAGCAGCUAGAAUUUCUUGUGGCUCGAUUCUUUAAUUGGCGCAUUUGAAAACUGUUAUUUGCCAGUCCCACUGGGUAUCACUGGUGCUAUUUUGAUAUGUAAAAUUUAAUACUGUCACUGCCUUAGUAGUUUAACGUCAUUUGAUAGUGGAUCAUAAUACAGGAUUUCUUGUUCAUCCUGUGCAUAUUUUUAGGUUUAGUACUAAAGUAAUGAAACGUUAAUCAAAGUGUGUGUUUUUAGCGUCUAAUGUUGUACAACUUGUGACCAUUAAUGCAUAAAUUGUCUAUACUGAUUGUUCAAAAACAUGCAGUUAAUUGGAGCUGCGUGUUUUGGAGAUUAGCUUAGAAUUAAACUUUAGGUGAUUUUAGCAUCAGCUUAGGUCUUAUUUAUUUAAAGUACAAAUUGGGAAAAUCGAGUAAAGACUUAUUAUGUUUUAGAAAAAUUGUUUUAGUUAUAGUUUAAGAUUUAUUGCGUAAGUUAACUAGGAGCUUAGAAGAUAUUACAUCUGAACCAUACUAGCUUUUUAGAUUGGACCAUAGGGUCCUGUCGCGAGCACUAGAAAAGACUUAUUAGACACGCUAGUAUAACUUGUUAAAAAUAUAAUUUAUGUCCGUUUGUAUAAGUACAAACAUAAUAUUUAGGCAGAUGAUUCUAGCGCCGGUUGUUCGCUGCACUUCAGUGUAAGGAAUGUUAAUAUUCCGUAUAUUUUUUCGACAGUCAGUGAGAAAUAUUAUAUUUUUGUAAUAUGGAAUAUUAAUAUUCCUUUUUAGCAAAUUGACUUUAAUGUAUAUCUGUAAAAAUAGGGAUCAACAGUUAUUUGUAAUGUCUUAUUUUCGUUGGCGAUUGAUUUGUACAGCGCGAGCAGCUGACCGCACCAAAAAGAGCAAGCACAAUGUUUAUAUUAGAGUAAACCCUUAUGUUGUUUGGAAAACACAAUAUACUUUAAUAAGUA
This is a messenger RNA of Dendroctonus ponderosae (mountain pine beetle), 5392 nucleotides long. It is a transcript of the gene RSG7, whose product is annotated as regulator of G-protein signaling 7. Lineage: Eukaryota; Metazoa; Arthropoda; Insecta; Coleoptera; Curculionidae. Gene Ontology annotation, biological process: intracellular signal transduction; G protein-coupled receptor signaling pathway; regulation of G protein-coupled receptor signaling pathway. The transcript is spliced from 9 exons. The record is from RefSeq and is a predicted model, not a curated record. The coding region runs from base 177 to 1733 and encodes 518 amino acids.